GCAAAUCCCUCUGGGUCGUUCCCCCAUAGACUCAAGGCCAGUCCAGAGUGCCUAAGAGCAAAGCAAACAGCCUUAUCGUGAAAGUGUGGGGCCCUGACUAUAAAUAGAGAAGUCACUUGAGUCUCUCUCUCACUCAAGAUGAAACUGCUUCUGCUGGUCACUCUGCUCACAGCAGGCACUACUGCACACAGCAUCAGCCCUCGGGCUGUGUGGCAGUUCCGCAAUAUGAUCAAGUGCACCAUCCCUGGGAGUGAUCCCCUGAAGGAGUACAACAACUAUGGUUGCUACUGUGGCUUGGGCGGCUCAGGUACUCCGGUGGACGAGUUAGACAGGUGCUGCCAGACUCACGACCACUGCUAUGAUCGGGCGAAGAAGCUGGAAAGCUGCAAGUUCCUCAUAGACAACCCCUACACCAAUACAUACUCAUAUUCGUGCUCCGGGAAUGAGAUCACCUGCAGUGACAAAAACAAGCCCUGUGAGGCCUUCAUCUGCAACUGUGACCGUGAGGCUGCCAUCUGCUUCUCCAAGGCUCCAUACAACAAGGAGUACAAAGGCAUUAAGUGUUAG
Molecule: messenger RNA, 567 nt
Organism: Onychomys torridus (southern grasshopper mouse)
Lineage: Eukaryota; Metazoa; Chordata; Mammalia; Rodentia; Cricetidae
Gene: Pla2g1b
Product: phospholipase A2 group IB
Exons: 4
Coding region: 139-567 (142 amino acids)
Biological process (GO): phospholipid metabolic process; arachidonate secretion; lipid catabolic process
Molecular function (GO): signaling receptor binding; phospholipid binding; calcium ion binding
Source: RefSeq, a predicted model, not a curated record